Messenger RNA from Aspergillus tanneri, 2355 nucleotides. RefSeq lists its product as uncharacterized. The record is from RefSeq and is a predicted model, not a curated record. Gene Ontology annotation, molecular function: metal ion transmembrane transporter activity; protein binding. Gene Ontology annotation, cellular component: membrane. Gene Ontology annotation, biological process: metal ion transport; transmembrane transport. The transcript is spliced from 6 exons. Bases 1 to 2355 code for a protein of 784 amino acids. Lineage: Eukaryota; Fungi; Ascomycota; Eurotiomycetes; Eurotiales; Aspergillaceae.
AUGCACUUGCAACGGACCCAUCUCGACCGGGCUCAAUCCCUCCGGCAGCAGCGCAAUCUCCCCGCGAACAUCACCGACAACGCGGGUCGAACUGUGCGCUCCUGGAUCGCUUCGUCGGGGCUCAUGAAACUGCCCACUGGCAGGGACCGUGUCCAGCGAUUUGAGCAAUUUCUGCUAGAUCGGGGCAUCGAUCCCAACCUCACUUCGGGUGAGACUCCGUUGCAUUGGGCGGCCAAUAUCGGGGACCAUGCGAUGGUAGAAAGUCUCUUGCAGAACGACAUCGUUCCGCCGGAUGCGCCAGAUCUUCGAAACCGCACGCCUUUGUCACGAGCUGCAGCGGGAGGCCAUUGCCAGAUUGCGAAGUGUUUGCUGGCGACGGACAAGGUCGAUCCAGACCGGAAGGAUGGACGCGGGAGAACGCCGCUCUCAUGGGCAGCUGAACACGGACAUCUGACGACGGUGGAAGUGUUGAUUCGAUACGAGGCCAAUGUGGACAUCCACGACGACGAGGGCCAAACUCCGCUGUGGUGGUUCAUCACCAACGGGUCGAAACGACGUCCCGAGUCGUCUCCAGUUGACUUUCCGCACUGGUUGAAAUUGCUGGGUCCCACGAACGGCUCGGAGCCGGUGCCCAAGACGCGACGCACGCCGCUAUCCUGGGCUUGCGAAAGGGGAGAUCUCCCUCUGGUCGGGCAUCUGCUGCAGACGACGUGGGCUGAUCCGAACUCGGUGGAUCGGUAUCGUAAAACGCCCCUGAUCUACGCCAUGGAGCGGAAUCACCACGAGAUCGUCGAGCUGCUGAUCUCAGGACGCCACGAGAAACGCGACAUUGUGUCGCUGCGCAUGAUGAUCCAGGAGAGCCGGUCUCGUCUGUUGAAGCCGUUCCUGGAACGGUUCCAGCCCAGUCUGGAGAGAGAGGACGACUCCAGCUCGGUGCCCUUGAUGCGAAUCGCCCUGCAGCAAAGUGACCGGGCCACGGUCCUGGUGCUGCUGGAGCACAAGGCCAGCAUCAAGGGCCUCGACAACGGGGACUGGUUCGGGCCCUGCAGUACGGAGACACUGAGCAACGAGCUACAGUGGACGAGUACGACCCCCGAUCAACCGUGGACGAGCCCCAAACUACCAGUGAGGUUGGCCAAUGAGCCCACCGCGGUAGGCUCCAGUUCCAUCCCGGUGAUGCGAAUGGCAAUUCAGGACGGCGACCGCGCCGUGGUGACGGCUCUGCUGCACCAACGGGCCCGCAUCAUGGAUCUAGAAGAGGACGAGGAGAACUUUAACCAGUACAAUAACAACAGCAAGCCCAGCGUAGCGGUGGAUAUCAUGGCUCUGCGCGACGGACGGCACAAGGUGCGAUGGAUCCUCGACGAGGAGCUGGACGAGGAGUUGCGUAAGCUUCCCAAGACCAGCACGGAGGAAAUUCACCUGAUGCUCUUCCGUGAAAACUACGCCUGGCGCACCUAUCAUCGAAUGAGCCAUGUACCCAACGAGCUCUGGUUCUCACUGGGCAGCAAAGGACCCUGUCGGACGUUCACUCUGUCCAUCCAGAUGAAUCUCAAGCUGGAAGACGAUCCCAGCAGCGUCGAGGGCGACGACGACGACGACGACUACACCGUGCGCACCAUCCAAUGGACCGUUCUGGAGGCACCACCCAAGUCAAUCUGCUACUUCAGCAACCUGCCGUAUGGCUACAUCCCGCAGAACGACCUGGAGCUGGUGCAACAGUUCAUGCGGAUAUUUCGCAAGGACUGGAUGGCCUAUUGUCACGCUGCGAGGCGACAUCUUGGCCAGCUGCGAUCCCAUCAACUGACGGCGCGCGGCAAAGACGACCGACUGAUAGACACGGUGGCCGAGAAGAUGCUCAUCUGGACGCAUAUCCAAGGCACGCUGGCUAACCAGCUCAACCAGGCACGGAACUUCGUCAUGCAGUAUCAACACUUCAGCGAGACACGGCACUUCAGCGACCAGAUGAGCCACACCAUCGAUACGUUCGACCGCGACGUGUCCAGUCAGAUCGAGAAGCUGGAACAGAUGUUUCGUGAUCUCCUCCAAAUCGAAUUCGCAUGGACCACGAUCAACGAGGCGCAUCGAUCCACCAGUCUCGCUACCAGUAUGAACCGACUCAGCUGGAUCACGUUCAUCUUUCUGCCGCUGACCUUUGCCUCGAGUCUGUUUGGCAUGAACGUAGACAUCCUGGCUGAUAACCCGACCUGGCUCUGGUAUCCCCUGGUGGGGGGGUCUCUAUUGCUGAUGACAGUGGCGACCUGGCUGGCCUUCAAGCUCAACAGCGUGGGCGGACUGCGCAAUGGCCAUUCCAGGCUGACAGGCAGAUGGACUGGGCGUCAGCCAUGGCGGUGA